CGCGCAGGGCGGAACCCGCAAUUGUGGACAUGGCAGCACCUGAGGCGGGAGCGGGGCCGGCGGCACCGGCACCGGCAUCGGCCACGGCACCGGCCGAGCCAGAGCUGGAGCCCCUGCGGCUGCGGCGACUGUGCGGCGACGGCUUUUUCGAGGUUCCGGCGGCCGAUCGGCUGGGACGGUGCCGCAGCGUGAAGGAGUUUGAGAAGCUGAAUCGGAUCGGAGAGGGCACGUACGGCAUCGUGUACCGUGCCCGGGACACUGUGACCAACGAGACAGUGGCGCUGAAGAAGGUGCGGAUGGACAACGAGAAGGAUGGAAUGCCCAUCAGCAGCCUGCGGGAGAUCACCCUGCUCCUGCAGCUCCAGCACCCCAACAUCGUGGAGCUGAAGGACGUGGUUGUGGGAAACCACCUGGAGAGCAUUUUCUUGGUGAUGGGAUACUGCGAGCAGGACCUGGCCAGUCUCCUGGAGAACAUGCAAACACCCUUCUCGGAGGCUCAGGUGAAGUGCAUCAUCCUGCAGGUGCUCAAGGGCCUGCAGUACCUCCAUGAGAACUACAUCAUCCACAGGGACCUGAAGGUCUCCAACCUGCUGAUGACCGACAAGGGCUGUGUGAAGAUAGCUGAUUUUGGCCUGGCACGCACCUACGGGAUGCCCCCUAAGCCCAUGACCCCCAAAGUGGUGACUCUCUGGUACCGUGCACCGGAGCUGCUGCUGGGCAUGACCACCCAGACCACCAGCAUCGACAUGUGGGCUGCUGGCUGCAUCCUGGCCGAGCUGCUGGCACACAAACCACUGCUGCCAGGCACCUCUGAGAUCCACCAGAUCGACCUCAUCGUGCAGCUCCUGGGGACACCCAACGAGAACAUCUGGCCGGUGAGAGCUCCCUGCCCAUUUUCCCACUGUCCUUUCUCCCUGGCUGCUCCAAGGCCCCUCCUCACACUCGGUUUCCCCCAGGGGUUCUCCAAGCUGCCGCUGGCCACCCAGUACACCCUGCGGAAACAGCCCUACAACAACCUGAAGCACAGGUUUCCCUGGCUCUCGGAGGCUGGGCUGCGACUGCUCAACUUCCUCUUCAUGUAUGACCCCAAGAAAAGGGCCACAGCCAAGGACUGCCUGGAGAGCUCCUACUUCAAAGAGAAGCCCUUGCCCUGUGAGCCAGAGCUGAUGCCCACCUUCCCACACCACCGGAACAAGCGGGCGGCCAGCACGGCGAUGGAGAGCCAGGCCAAGCGCAGCAAGCCCUGAGCUGUGCCCUGGGAACAGCCCUGAUGUGUCCUGGCUGAGGUGGAUUCCCUCAGCCCAGCAGUCCCAGCGCCAUGGGGACAGCUCCUCCAUCCGUCUGCCCGCGUGGGAUGGGGCAGGCUGCAGUGUGUGGCUGGGCAAGCAUGGCCUCAGAGCCAGGAGAGAGGAGAGAUGGGGCGCAGGGAUGCCCAGGCUUGGCAGGGUCAGUCCUGUCCCAGGCGGGUCCUGGUUUGUGCUGUCUGUGGGGGCGAACCCCGACUCUGCCAUCAAUAAAAGCAUCUGGCAGUGGCAA
This is a messenger RNA of Pyrgilauda ruficollis (rufous-necked snowfinch), 1536 nucleotides long. RefSeq names its product cyclin dependent kinase 10 (gene CDK10). NCBI's taxonomy places the organism in Eukaryota, Metazoa, Chordata, Aves, Passeriformes, Passeridae. The transcript is spliced from 12 exons. Gene Ontology annotation, biological process: protein phosphorylation; regulation of mitotic cell cycle. Gene Ontology annotation, cellular component: nucleus. Gene Ontology annotation, molecular function: ATP binding; cyclin-dependent protein serine/threonine kinase activity. The record is from RefSeq and is a predicted model, not a curated record. Bases 30 to 1247 code for a protein of 405 amino acids.